ACUGUGAUUCUUGUUAACAUCGGCGUCCUAAAAUUGCUCUAAAAAGCACCUUUCCUUGUUUUUCUUCUUCCUCUUGCUUCCCUAAUCCGACAACCUCCCGCUUUCUUAGCUCCUCUCCCUCUCUUUCUCCCUCUCACCUUGUCCCAACACUCUCAAAUCAAUUCACAAAAGAAAAAUCCGCAUUCUAAAGAUUCCAGUAUGAUGGCUGGGAACUUGACUGACAUAAUGAAAAUUGGUACCUGCUUGAUGUUGGAAGCAGAAAAUGCUCAAUGGUAAGAAGUGCGACAAGCUUUCCAUCAUACAGAAGCUGUAUACAGAUUAUUUAGGUUCCUUCAUCAACUAGUUUUACUCCUACAGAUUUAACAAUAGUUUGAAAUGGAAGACGGGCUAAAUAUGAAUCCUAGUGGAACACAAGCUAGUUUAGUAACUAACACAAACACUAAAAGUUAUAAUGACAUUAUGACACGCCGUCUAAAGAACAGAGAACGGCAGCGUAGAUAUAGGGCUCGAAAGCGACUUGAAGCAGAUAUGCAGAAGUCUCAUGUCCUAAACCAACCAACUAUACCACCAGUAGGGUUGCAAUUAAAUGGGAUCCGCAACAAUGGAACGGCACGUGUUCAUUGUAAACGGGAUUGGAAGAAAGAUGCUAGAAGGGCUCACAUAUGCAAGGGUCAAGAAGACGCACUUCAUACUUCUGUUCAGUCUACUCUGAUCCUAACAGCUGAAAGCCAAACACCAUGCUUGCCCUCUGGGAUUAGGGCAGAAGGGUCGCUUGAAAGAGAAUGCCAUUCUGAAAAUUCCCAUAACGUGGCGAAUUGUGAAACUAGGAAACUUAAGCUUGGUCGAAGAGACUGGAAAGCAGAUGCAAGAAAUAAGAAGAGUUGAGUUGGUUGUAACCAAGCUGCUCUGUGAAAUGAAUGUUUAACAGGUACAAAAUUGAAUGCUGGAUAGCACAUGUCUGUGUGAUCGUUGGAAGAUCCUGAGUUGUAAUGACUAAAAGAACUUAUGGCGUGGUAAGUCAGUUUGUUGCCAUAUUUAGGAAGAGCUUUUAUUGUUAGGUUUUGUGAACUUAUUACAACUUUUUCAAUUUCGGAUGCAGAACAGAGUAUAUAUCCAGCUUGAAGAACCAUUCUGUUAACAAACUUGAAUUUUAUGAAUAGGAUGCAUUAUGUACCUGGAAGACUGUUGCAGACUAAGAUCGGACUAGAAUAAGAAUGGUCAAGAAAGAUUGUAAUAUGUGACAUUAACAUUACAUCAUUGCUGUCGCGUACAUCCUGUAUGAUUUGAUCACAUUGAAUUUAGACUUUUGCUUGUUUGAAUGAUAUUAAACCUGGAUUUGCCUAGAGAGGGUGCUUGCCUGCACCGUGGACAUACUACUGAAUAAUAAGUAAUGUUAAUGGA
This is a messenger RNA of Theobroma cacao (cacao), 1401 nucleotides long. RefSeq names its product FAM50A-like protein. NCBI's taxonomy places the organism in Eukaryota, Viridiplantae, Streptophyta, Magnoliopsida, Malvales, Malvaceae. The record is from RefSeq and is a predicted model, not a curated record.